Molecule: messenger RNA, 871 nt
Organism: Setaria italica (foxtail millet)
Lineage: Eukaryota; Viridiplantae; Streptophyta; Magnoliopsida; Poales; Poaceae
Product: auxin-responsive protein SAUR71
Exons: 1
Coding region: 155-532 (125 amino acids)
Biological process (GO): response to auxin
Source: RefSeq, a predicted model, not a curated record
CAGCCCGGAGCUCCACCCGCACCGGUCGCCACCGCUCGCUCACUCGCCCAGUCCAAGCCGCAGCCACCCGCCUCUGUCCUCGAGCUCCUCUAGCCUCUCCCCCCUCGACCUCCGAGAAACCGCCUUUCUCCCUCCAGCUCCAGCUCCACCGGCCAUGAAGCGGCUCCUGAGGCGGCUCUCCGGCACCGUGGCGGCGGCGGAGGACGGCGCCGGCCCGGCGGCGGCGCGCGGCCACCUGCGCCAGAAGAAGGGCAAGGGCGCGGCGUCGGCGUCUGCGGCGGUGGUGCCGGAGGGCCACGUCCCCGUGUGCGUCGGCGAGGAGGGCGGUCCCGUCGAGCGCUUCGCCGUGCGCGCCGAGCUGCUGGGCGAGCCGGCCUUCGCGGCGCUCCUCCGCCGCGCCGCGCAGGAGUACGGCUACGCCCACCCCGGCGCGCUCCGCAUCCCCUGCCCCGCCGCCGAGUUCCGCCGCCUCCUGCUCCGCCUCUCCGACGACAACCCCUCCUCCUCUUCCGCCGCCGCCACCACCUGCUAGCCGCGAUAUUACGGCUUUGCCAUGUCCGUUUUUACGGGUUUACCCCUGGGGUAGAAUGUACAGAGGCAGAGGCAGGGUCGAGGGCAGGACGGGGAUUUGCCUGCUGGUGCUCUUGAUUUUUUUUACCACUAGCUAGUAGCUAGUACUAGUAGCACUGUAGCGGUAGCUGCUUGAUGGUAGAACUACGGGUUUCCUUUUUUUUACCCCCUUCUAGUUCUAGGACUUCGCAGUGUGUUGUGCUAGAGAAUUCGGUGAAUUCGGCAUUAACCAUACAUGUAAUCCUCGAUUGAGGCUAGUUUCAUGUGAUAUUAUGGAGGUAGCGAAUUCUAUUUUUCUUUA